AGACUCCGUAAUCAAAUGACCAAGACAAUGAAUAGUUGUCUUCAGUUUAUUUACUGUGCUUUUUGUAAUCAACCUAACACAGAACAAAAAUAACAUAAAAGGAAGAAAGAUACAACCCAGGAAAUAAAGAAAAAUAAAUGAAAUUGUGAAAAUACAGAAAUCGAAGUCAGCACAUAUUUGAGAUAUGAUAAAAUAUAAUAAAAAAGUCAGCAUAAGUCCGGAGUCAGUGAUAGAAGUUAGACCUUGCGCUAAAAGUGACAGUAACGAGAAUGAAGAGCAAAGUGAAAGCGAUGCAGUGGAGGAAGCAAGAGCGUCUGAAAUCAGAAGUUUAUGUAACCACUGGAAAAUGUUUGUUGUGAUCAUCAUUCCUAUAUCAGCAAUAAUAAUGCUCUCUGGAAUUUCAUUAACUCGAGCAUCUAGGAUCCAACAAAGUACAUCAUUAGCUAUAGAGAAUAUAGACGACAAUUUGAAAAUGAGUGAACUGAUACAGCAUCUACAACGAGAACGAGGCAUGUCUACAUCUUUCAUUGGGACAUCAAAUGUAUCAUCCGCUAUAUUAAACAAGCUACAUAUAAUGAGGCAAGAAACAAAUACAAGUUUGAACAACAUAAAAUGGCCUUACUUUGGUAUUUUUGUAAUGAAUUCUUAUUGGACGAAAGAAGAUUUGCUAACAUCAUUAGCCGAGCAUAGAAGGUAUGUUGAGAAUAGAUCUAUAAAGAUCCUCUAUAAUUUAGACUAUUAUACUACAAUUACUCAUGCCUUGUUGAAGUAUAUAGUUCAAUCUGUUACUCCAUCGGAUAGUGCAGCAGUACAACAGAUGGUAGUGGCUAGUGAAGCUCUAUUAUCACUGACAGAUGACAUAGGCAUCCAAAGAGCUAUUGGGACGACAUUUUUUACCUCUUGUGGAUGGCAAUCUACAGAAAUAGAGACGUACUACAUGACAUUACAUGGACGGUCAUCAGCGUUUUUAGACACAGCAAUACAUCAUCAUAGGAACAUUGAAACACAGUUAACACAAAAGAUUCAAAAUUCUGCUUAUUUGUCAUAUUUUGCCGAUCAAUAUUAUUCAUUUGAAUUGUUUAAGGAUUAUAAAAAUAUUUGUUCCAAGACGUCACAAUAUGAGAGAGAAACAAAAAGUAUAAAAUGGUUCAGUAAUAUGACAAUAUUCAUUGAUAUAUUUUUCGAAAUUCGACAAGCUAUCAACACAGAUAUACAAUCUUUUUCAGAAGCUAUACAGAUAGUUGCUCAGUUUGAGUUUAAUCUCUUUCUAUCUACUUUGAUAGCUGUUGUAACAAUUAGCGCUAUUUUGUUUACUUCGUAUGUGUACUUUGUUGCCAAAAUGACAGGCAAUUUAUUAAAGUUAGCUGAGAAAGUUAAAAGGAAGACUGAAAAGCUGGCAAAAGAGAAGAACAAGACUGAUUCUCUACUCUACCAGAUGUUACCAAAACAAAUUGUUAGAAAUUUGAAAAAAGGGACGUCAUCUAUGGCGGAAUUGUUCAAUGAAGUGACAAUAUACUUUAGUGAUAUUGUAGGAUUUACGCAACUAGGAGCUGAAAGUAACCCUAUCGAAAUUGUUAACUUGCUGAAUGACUUAUACAGUUUACUUGACGAAUGCAUAGAUAAAUAUGAUGUUUAUAAAGUGGAAACGAUUGGUGAUUCUUACAUGGUGGCCAGUGGGGUACCGACACCAAAUGGAAAGAAUCAUGCACCGGAAAUAGCAUUAAUGGCCUUGCAAAUUCGACAGGAGGUCAAAGGGUAUACUAUUUCACACAUGCCGGGUAGAACGCUUCAGAUUAGGAUAGGACUUAAUUCAGGACCAUGCGUUGCUGGAUGUGUUGGCACUAAAAUGCCAAGAUAUUGUCUGUUUGGUGACACAGUCAAUACAGCAUCUAGAAUGCAGUCUUUCGGCAUCGGUGGAAAGAUACAUAUAAGUAGUGUUACGCAAGAAAUCUUGAGCCAUAAUGGGAAUUUUAUAACAGAGUUCAGAGGUCUUAUUGAUGUAAAGGGAAAAGGACAAAUGGCUACAUAUUGGUUGGAGAAAUUCCAAGUUGGCAAACAUGUGUAAGGCAUUCCAUACAUCAUUCACAGCAUCAAUAUGUUCUCAAAUAUUAGAGUCGCACGUGAGAGACAUUCUGAUCAAGCCAAAGCUGUAAACAAAAUCAGACAAGUGCCUAGUCAUGUAUAAUGUUUGUUCACUAUUUGUGUUUUAUAAUUAUGUAAUUUUGUUUUAGAUAAUUGCUUAUUAAACAUUUAUAUGCAUAUUUGAAGAUCAAUGAUUUACAAUGUACUAUGUAUUACUGCAAAAUAAUCAAAAAUAAUCAGCUGAACAAAUUAAAACACUUUCAUUUUAUAUUAAUGCUACUCAAAUUACAUAUUGCAUAUGGAGAAAUGUUGUAUUAAUGAUAUAGCCUGGCCUGGUCUGUCAAACCGAAUUUUUACUAGAUUGUGUUAAAACAAACUUUAAUCAGUCAGGAUUCUACUUCAUCAAAAUUAUCUCCCCAUUACGCCAGUUCAUUUUUACAACUGUAGAAAUUGACGUCAUUUUAGGGAUGACACGCUGCCAAUUUAAGCUCUUGAAAAAUAAAUUAAAAUUAAAAGUUAAUGUUCCUGUCUGCUUUCAGUCAACUUUAAACUAUUGUUUGAUCUGUUGUCAGGUAGAAUUUUCGAAAAUUCAUCUAAAAACAACUAAAUAUUUCGAAGAAGGGCAGACUAAAAAUGUUCAGUGAUUGAAUACUGUAGACCCUAAUUUUCACACAUAAUUCUUUUUCGAAGAUAUGCAUUUCAGCAUCCAACUUAAAAGACUGUCGUCAAGUACUUUAAAUAAAAACUAGCUAUUCGAACACACCUAUCCUGUUUUUGUGAUUAAUUAGAAAGGUAUUUCACUUGACCCAUAUAUUUUAUCUUUUAGUACUGUGAAUUUCUUAUGAUGUUAUAAAGUCAAUCUGUAGCCUUGAUAUAUAUAAAUGAUAGAAUCUGAAGCGAGAUGAUGUAUAAAAUACUCUUGUGUUACAGUGUAAACCAAUGUUUUUGAUUUUUUUUAAGUCACAUAAUGGAAGGGCAGACUCGAAUAAUUACUAUUUGAUCGAUAUGUUCUGCGUCUGUGGUAUUUUUUUUUUUAAAUCGGAGGCUAGGCAUUUUCUACAUUCAUCUUCAUAGAUAUCUAUGGU
Molecule: messenger RNA, 3167 nt
Organism: Mytilus trossulus (common blue mussel)
Lineage: Eukaryota; Metazoa; Mollusca; Bivalvia; Mytilida; Mytilidae
Product: guanylate cyclase soluble subunit beta-2-like
Exons: 6
Coding region: 185-2065 (626 amino acids)
Biological process (GO): cGMP biosynthetic process; receptor guanylyl cyclase signaling pathway; intracellular signal transduction
Cellular component (GO): plasma membrane
Molecular function (GO): adenylate cyclase activity; peptide receptor activity; guanylate cyclase activity
Source: RefSeq, a predicted model, not a curated record